Messenger RNA from Carassius carassius (crucian carp), 2250 nucleotides. RefSeq names its product serine/threonine-protein kinase pim-2-like. Gene Ontology annotation, cellular component: cytoplasm. NCBI's taxonomy places the organism in Eukaryota, Metazoa, Chordata, Actinopteri, Cypriniformes, Cyprinidae. Bases 699 to 1373 code for a protein of 224 amino acids. Gene Ontology annotation, biological process: protein autophosphorylation; negative regulation of apoptotic process; regulation of mitotic cell cycle. The record is from RefSeq and is a predicted model, not a curated record. Gene Ontology annotation, molecular function: protein serine/threonine kinase activity; ATP binding. The transcript has 8 exons.
UUAUUAAUGUUUCCUCUUUAGAUCAGACUUCUCUACAACACAUCCCUGUUGUAGAGAUCUAUGAUCAUCAAGAAGCUCCAGCUUCUGAGGUUCUCCCAGCUUUAGAGAAACACCUGGAGGAGGACGUUCCUCAACCUCAGGGUGUCCCUCAAUCUCAGGACGUCCCUCAACCUCAGGACGUCCACACUCCAGUUAGUUUGACUGAAGAGGACAAAGUGGAAGCGCUGGACAAGGAUCAGCCAUCUCUACAGCACAUUAUAGAGAUCUGUGAUCUUCAUGAAGCUCCAGUCUCUGAAGUCCCCAUCACUGAGGAACAGCUAGAGCAGGACGUCCUCCAACCUCAGGACGUCGAUGCUCCAGUAAAUUCUGCUGAAGAUGACAAAGCAGAACUGGUCAAGGACCAGACUUCUCUACAGCAAAUUGUAGAGAUUCGUGAUCAUGGAGAAGCUCCAGUCUCUGAAGUCCUUCCCGCUUCUGAGGAUCAGCUGGAGCAGGGCGUCCUCCAACCUCAGGACGUCGAUGCUCCAGUUAGCUCCACUGAAGAUGAUGAAGCGGAGGAGCCGGACAACAACCACAUUUUCUGGCGAUAUGAAUUUGGCUCCAAGCUGGGUGAAGGAAGCUACAGCUAUGUACAUGCAGGGACUCGCUGCAAGGAUGGCCUUAAGGUGGUUGUGAAAAUUGCUGAAAAGACUCCAAAUAUGCCACAUAUAAGAGUUCCUGGUCAUCCCAAACACCUUCCCAUGGAGAUUGGCCUGACACUCAUGGCUAAUAAGGGCCCCCGUGUUCGACAGAUAAUUAAGCUGCUGGACUGGCAGGAUGACCCGGACCACUAUGUCAUGGUCUUUGAGCGGCCCGUGCCAAGCAUGAGCAUGUUUAGUUUUGUGAAGCUCCAACGAAGGCUCAAUGAAGAGAUGGCACGAAAUGUUAUGUCUCAGGUCAUUCAUGCCACUAAGAUUUGCUGCGAGCGUGGAGUCUUCCAUCGAGAUAUAAAACUGGAGAACCUCCUAGUGAACCCCGACACGUUGGAGGUCAAGUUGAUCGACUUCGGGUGCGGCACGCUCAUGAAGGACUCUGCCUACGUGGCCUUCAAUGGCACAGCAAUGUUCUGUCCACCGGAGUUUAAUGUCGACGGCAGGUACCAUGCAAAGCCGGCGACAGUUUGGUCAUUAGGGUUCCUGCUGUUUGUGAUGGUGUGCGGGUAUCUUCCAGAAGACAAAGACCUGCACAUGGGCAGUAAGAACGUCUGGUCCAACCCUGACCUGUCAAAAGAAUGCUGCCAGAUGAUUUGCUCUUGCCUGCAGCCUGAUCCACAGCAGAGACUUAAUCUGGAGGAGAUGCUGCUUCAUGACUGGUUUAUGGUACUAAGAGUCUAAGAUUUGCUAAAUGUUUUUUUUUCCUUCUUCUUCAUAUAAUCAUUUUAAACAUUUAAAAUUUAAAAGUCAAGUUUGCUCUAAAUGUAAUGUAUUUUGAUUAAUAACACUGAUUUAUGUUUCAGGUUCAGUAAGACAUGGAAAAACAACCAAAAACGACUCCCUGUCAGGACCACUCUGUUGUUUUCUGUCUCCAGUCAGCUUCGUGUUGAGCAGACUGACAUGAGUGGCCUUUCCAUCCCUUGAAGCAGCAUUAUUUAUAUUUAGAAUUUGUUUUAGUUAUUUGUAUUAAGUAUUAAGAAUCAUUUUUAUGAGAAAAAGUAUUAAAAUAUUAAGUAUUAAAAAUAUAUUUGUAUUAAGAUAUUGUCACGGUUGGUAAAACCGUCGUCUCUGUUGAUCACUAUGUGGGUGGAGUUUUGUGUGUCUCUCGUCUGCACUGAUCAUUUCAUGGGCGUCUCUGUUAAUUGUUCAUCAGCCUCAGCUGCCACUCAUUAUCUGCUCCCUAUUUAUUGCCCUUUUUUCGGUUUGUUUGACAGAUCGUUGUAUGAAGCUCCCUGUUACAUGCCUGGUUUCUCGACCCUGUUUCUGCAUGUUUUCACUACGUUGGAUCAUAGCUCUUCUGGAACCCCAUCCACUCACCUCUCCACCGGAUCGCUCAUCUCAGUUCCUGCAUCACGCUCUCCUGCUGUCUCAUCUCACCGCUACUUCCUGGCCACAUGUGACUUCAUCUCUCUCCAUCCUGUUCCUGCUGGUUCUCUUCUGUUCAUUUAUCUACUCAUUAAAACUACAUUCACUUGCAUUUGCUUCCUCGCCCUUCCUAUCUUUACAGAUAUUUAUGCACUUGGCUAUGUGCUACUAGAGUGUCUAAAUUGGACCUCUU